GGUCCUUCCUUUUCUAGCCAACUUGGCUGAAGUCUACCCAGGACUACACUGACGGACUUUAUUAAAGUUUCUGCCGCGGUGCCCCCCAGGUCCUGACAUGGCCCCCAGCACGCAGCUGAAGGAGGCGAUAGCCGAUAUGCAGGACGGCAUUCGUGCCAUCCUACUUGGACCUCCUGGAGCUGGGAAGGGGACUCAGGCCCCUCGGCUAGCAGAGAAAUACUGCGUUUGCCACCUGGCGACUGGAGACAUGCUGAGGGCCAUGGUGGCUUCAGGCUCCGAGCUCGGCAAGAGGCUGAAGGAGACGAUGGAUUCUGGCAAACUGGUCAGUGAUGAGAUGGUCGUGGAGCUCAUAGAGAAGAACCUUGAGUCGCCGGCCUGCAGGAACGGAUUCCUGUUGGAUGGAUUCCCGCGAACGGUCAAACAAGCAGAGAUGCUGGACGACUUGUUGGACAAGAGAGACGAGAAGCUGGACUCUGUGAUCGAGUUCUCCGUCGAUGAUUCUCUGCUGGUUCGCAGGAUCUGUGGCAGACUAAUUCAUCAGCCGAGCGGCCGCUCCUACCACGAGGAGUUCAACCCCCCCAAAGAGGCCAUGAAGGAUGACGUGACGGGUGAACCACUGAUCCGCCGCAGCGAUGACAAUGAGAACACCCUGCGCUCGCGCCUGGAAGCCUACCACCGGCAGACGUCCCCUCUGGUGCAGUACUACAGUGCCAGGGGUCUGCACACGGCCGUCGACGCUGCCCAGAGCCCAAACGUCGUCUUCGCCUCCAUCGUAGCCGCGUUCUCCGCAGCUACGGAAAUGCCCGCUCGUGCCACAGCCUGUAAAGACCAAGUGUUCUUCAUUUAAAGUUUUCCUUCUUUGCCGCAUUGCCCUCCAGCUGACUGUUUUCAUGUUUUUCUUUUCUUUUCUUUUCCCCCCCGCGUGGUGGAGAUUAUUCAAGAGUGGAUCGAGUGUCAGAGUGGCAACAAAAUGUAACUUUGUGAAGUGUAAACGGGGAAGCUGGAGACUCGGUGUGCCGUCACGGCUCAAGAAAUUAAACAGCAUCAUCAAUGUUACAGGAACAGAGCGGAUGUAGAAUCGUUUUCGUUACUCUUCAUCACAGAAGAAGCCAAAAUAGAGCUCAUCGAUUAGCACCACACUGCUGCUGCUGACACCUUUCACCGUAGAGAUGUGAGAAGGUUUUGACAUUUAAGCAGUGCAGAACGCGUGCAUGUUUGUAUAGAUGCUCCUCACCAGAGCGCAUUUGAAAAUAUUGACAUUUGUUGCAUAUUGUUUGCCUUUGCUGGACAGGUUUGCUCUUGUUUAAUCAAUGGCUUUGCCCUUUUUUCCUUCACCUUUUCUCCUAAUAUUAGAUUAGAGCUUCUGUUUUUCCUAACCAGCUGUACUUGCUGCUCCUUCUUGUCCCUGAAUGCAUCUGAAGUGCAAGAAAAAGCAAAACCGGAAGUGGAGUGUGUCACAAUAUGAAUUAUAUUCUGAUGUCAGAGGUCUUCAGACUGAACCUCUGCAGCAGGGUGCAGGGGGAAAGUUGGGGCACAGUAAUGUUUGUGGCAACAGCCUCAGGUGUGUUCUGAAAACAGGAGGUGAGUUCUUGGCCACAGAUUGGCCCCGUGGCCAAUAACGCACUCAAGUAGACAAUUAAGGUACUUUAAAACCCCGUAGUGCCCAACUGCUGCAAUUUGCAUCAGCAGCGAUACUCACAACUCACUCAGAUCUGAACACAGGUAUGAUUGAAAGUCUUUUAUAUUUAGUAUUGCUUUAACUUCUCAAGGCCAUCUGUGUCUCUGAGACUCACUGGUAAUCAGAUUUCCACUUAACUCUAAUGGCAAAAAAAUAAACGCUGCUUAUAAGUUGAGCUUUACCUGGCAUAAGUUGCGUCAUUGUUUAGCAUCAAUUUAAUGCCGACAUUUGCCAAAAAUACAAAAAUGAGUUUUGCAGUACAAUUUAUGUACCUAUGUGUGAGUUUAAAGCUGUUUUCCCACAUGUACUUCAGUCAGGUCAGUGUAUUUUUCCACAGGGGGGCUUUUUCCAGAGGAAAUGUUUUCUGAUAUGUUUGCAGUACUGGAAAUAGUUUUCGUGCAUUUGGCAAAAAAAGCCAGACUGGCUCCUCACUAACUGUGAAAACACCAGCGUGUUAGCUGAACCAGUCACAAAUCUGCUCAGUCUGACACACACUUGGACUUAAAAUGUUUUUAAACAGAGUCAGCAGAUCAAGACUGGAGCAUCAGUAUGCUCUCACAUUAGUGGUAUUGCUUUCAGUGCUUAAAGGAAAAAAAAAAAACAACUUGUAUCUUCACACUUUGACCGCCUCAGUUACUGAUAAAGAUCCUUCAUGCACUUCUGUUUUCUAUGCAGAUGAUAUCGUGCUUUACCUAAGGCUACGUCCACACUAAUCUCUGUUUUGGCCUCCCGUCCACACAUUGCUGCCUGCGGUGGGUGUGGUGCAGCACUCUCUGCAGCACGGUGGCAGAGAGAAAAGCUCAAAAGCAUGAUUGCACUUCACUAGAGGUGAUAUCGGAAAGUACUUGUCGCCACAAGUCUUUUGCCUUUAAAGGCAAAAACAUGAGCAGCCUAUCAAAACGUUUAGCAGAAGUCCAUCGCACACGGAGAAAUGCCCAAUUUUCGUUUUGUAUUUCAUUUGGAAUUGCUCCAGGUGUGUUAUACCAGCACCCUGAGGCACGCAUACCAAUAACUAAAUGAUCAGUUAUCUAAUAUAUAAAUGUGGUUACUGAUUAAAAGCAAAGUGAGUAUUAGAGGUGUGUACAUUCCUAAACUCUUGAGAUGCUGAAACCAUCUGAUCUGCUGCUCAGAAAUUACCAUUAUCAGUUUUGGAUCAUUUGGUGGUUGGAAGUAAUGAUAAAAAUACUGUUAAUGUUCUGGAUUAAUGAGCAGUUCUCCUAAGAUUUGUAGUGAUGCCCAUCCCUCUUAAAGAUAGUUGCAUUCCUCCAGGCCUCUCUAUCAGGCAAGGUCUAGAGAAAUUGGUUGCAGUAGCUGGGAAACAGCUUGACAGUGGAUCCAGAAAUACCGAUCUAUUGAUAUGUGGGAAAGUGUAGAACAAGACUCAUUUGUGUUUCCUAUUUUAGUUUGCUACAGAAGUGAUGAAUCAGGAGUGCAAAGUGGACACUUCCUUCCCCCAAUUUGUUUCCCAGAACACACUUCAUCUUUAAUACGUCAUAAUACGUUUAAUUUUUUAAUCACUAUGUACUUAACUGUGAAACAGGAUGCUCACUUUUUUUGUUUUUGUUGCUGAAAGUAUCGCAUGAUGUCAGCUCAGCCUGUUAAUACCAGUAAUAUUUUUGCAGCAUUUGCAAAAUUUUGGUUCCAACAUGUUGUUUCCUUGACGCUGAUCCACAAGACGACUCAAUUACCUGGAAUUUUAAUGGUUCGAACCGCUUCCAGGAAUCUGUCAGAUAAUUUCACAUGUCUGAAUCUGUGAUGACUGAUUCGCAACCAGAUAACUGACAUUUCAGUUUAGUCAGCAUGUUUACUGCCGAUGGGUAAUUAGAAAAGCACUCUUGGGGGUUUUCUGUGGUGGUUAGUUCCUGAAAUAACUGUGACCAAACUUUAAGAGUUCUGGGAAGACAUGAAGACUUUUAGCGGCUAUGAUUAGGUUUUAUGAUAAAACACAAUCACCUCGCCACUCUUGAGGUGUAAUUUUUCAGCCAAAUUAGGGAUCUGUUCAUGCAAAACCUGUACAGCUACAGAUAACUAAGACUUGCAAUGAAGCGUUUAGCAGCUAAAGAGCAAGAUGGUUUCCUCUGGAGUUGGUCGAGACCAAAAUAUAGUUUAAAAAAUGAUUGAAUGUUCUUUGGCUGCAAGAUGUGUAAAGAAGCAAGUGUUUUCUGACUGUCACUGAAUCGACUUAAAAAGGGACGUGCUGUGCUAAUUUCCAGUUUCAUAUUUACCUUAAACUGGGCUCAGUUCCUCCACUGUAUGAACUGAGCCGGUUUAUCUCCUCCUGCUUUUUUAUCAGCUCAUAAUCAAGACUUGAGCAUCAGUUUUGUGGGGCUUCUGCGUGCCUGAGAAGACUAUAUGAAACACAUCUCCUCUCAAUGGCUUCAAACAGAUCCAGGAGUACAAAGAAACAUGUCUGAAUUGGAGUACUUGGAGUUGUGUGAAGUCUGGGGACUUUUAAAGAUAUGAAUAUGUGCUAUAUGUGGAGAAACAUGCGUGCAUUAGUUGAAAUUUGGGCCAUAUUUAAUGAGCUUGCUGUGUGUAUUUGCAACAGUGUGUGCUGUAUAUAUGUGACAGAAAAUGAGGAAAAGACACUACUGUAUGUCAGUGUGUAUAGUGAUUCAGCUUGGGUCUGCUGCCCCUAAGUGGCACAAAAUCACUUAUUGCAGGGUUGAUAUACAAUGCAGUUCCACAUUAAAGACUCGUGAACUAAACACAGAUCAAUCAUCGUCGUAUGAAAAUGGCUUUUUACAAUGAAGCCAUCUCAAGGUCCCUUUUCCCCUCUAAAUAUGCCUUUUUAUUUAUUUAUUUUACUUCAGAGGUCUGAAAAAUGGAGAUCAAAAGUUACAUUUUUAACUUUACUUUUUUACUUUUUUCUGUGCUGUGCUUCAGGCUCUCUGAGCAUCAGCACUGACAUCACUUUGUGUAACGUCACAAGGAUCAAACAUGAGCUGAAGGUUGAUUGCAAAGACCUUAACAGUAGACACUACAAGGAAAUGUUUUAAGUUCAGUCUUUUUUGUUUCUGCAGCUCCCAAAGGUGUCUUUUAUAUUUAACCUUUUAUUGUUGUUGUUUUUUUGAUGGUGGCUGUUUCAGAUCAAACAUGUUAUCAGUUGUGAUCUAAAAGCAAAACCAAUAAAAGAAACAACGCCUUCACACUAAGUAGAGGCUUUCAAAGAAUACUGUUUAAUCUCAUUUCAUCUCAUCUUGUUUCUGUAGUUUCCACUUAUUUUUAUGUUCGCUGAAGCAGUUUUAGCUGUAAAACAUUUUUUUAAAUGUUCUUCUACAAACAACAAAGCCUUUACAUUUUCCUGUUGUAUCCUCUUUGUGCGUUCAUCCUUCACUCCUCUGUUCCUCCUUGACCUUUUGAGCCGCCUCCUUCCUCUGUAGUCACCUGGUGUUCAGCAGAAGCUUCUUGCAUGCAGACUGUGUUACCUUCCUCUUUCCCUUGAAUGCUGAUGCAUUUUUAGUCUCUCCCGGCUGUUGUGAUGAAAAACAACAACAGAUGUUCGGCGCUCCCGGGAGGCAGAUUUCAGACUGUUACUCAACACAAUGAGACGAUUUCAUGCUAAAUUUACCUUAAUAUUCCAUGCCGUGCUUUGUGAUGCCUCCAAUGCCUUUUGUCACUCUUUGAAAGCUGUGAAUGUACACAUGCUAUAGUUUAAUCUGAUUCGAAGCCUGGAUGUUUUUGUCCACCUUAAAUACUUCUUUUUUUUUUUUUUUUUUUUUUUUUUUAUGGGCUUGUGAGAUAGACAGGGGUACAUUUUGUUUGACCGAGGAAGCUUUGUUUUUGAAGUCAUGCCUGGUUACGUUUUCUCUAGAAAUUCACUCAAAACUUUU
Molecule: messenger RNA, 5511 nt
Organism: Pelmatolapia mariae (spotted tilapia)
Lineage: Eukaryota; Metazoa; Chordata; Actinopteri; Cichliformes; Cichlidae
Gene: ak2
Product: adenylate kinase 2
Exons: 6
Coding region: 98-847 (249 amino acids)
Biological process (GO): ADP biosynthetic process
Cellular component (GO): mitochondrion; cytoplasm
Molecular function (GO): ATP binding; AMP kinase activity
Source: RefSeq, a predicted model, not a curated record